Molecule: messenger RNA, 4092 nt
Organism: Stylonychia lemnae
Lineage: Eukaryota; Ciliophora; Spirotrichea; Sporadotrichida; Oxytrichidae
Source: the annotation of a GenBank genome assembly
AUGAAUAUAAAUUACCAUAAAAAGUCCGAAAGAGUUUCCUACACCCUCCAUAAAGAGCUCAUUUUAUUCGAAAUCUUCCUCGUUAAUGUCGAGAAUCUUGGAGUAAUAAAUAUAACUUAUCAAGAACAAUGCAAUGAAAAAAGUAAUCACGACAUAAACUCCUGUAAAUCCUAAUAUUCCUGCUCCGAGGCCGAAAACUAAUCCUGUUAUCUAUCUGCACCAGAAUACAAAGUCUAAUAGCUCUAGAAUAAUUCCCCUGGUGGCGCAGCCAAUGGCAAACAAAAGUAGCAAUAGGUUCCAGCAGCUGAUGGUCCUGCAGUCAGAUCCCGUAAUUCAGCCAAUGGGAUUAAGAAAACUAAUUCAUCAAAUAGUUAGGCAAAUGGUUCAGGUACCUUCAAUGAGAAUGAUACUUUCAAUAAGCAUUACAAUAAAGAACUUAGAGUCUCAAAAGAUGAAAUUCCUAUAGUUCUAGCAGAGUUAAACGAUUCGGCAAUUCAAUUCAUAAAAAGAGAGUAGUAUGAAAAAUCUCUGAAUCUGUUAUAGAAGGCUUAUGGGAUUAUGGACGUUGUGGACUUCAAUCUUUGCCGUAGAGAUAAAUUUCAUCUCUUUAUCUUGUUUCACAACAUGGCUCUCUGCUAUCAGAAAAUGUAAAUGCUUGAUGAGUGCGCCUAAUGUAUAGAAUAAUCACUAGAAUACCUACCAUUAGAUUAGUUUAACCUCUCUGAGAAAAGUAUAUCAAACCGAAUGAAAAAGUUGCAAAUACUAGGAAAACUUAAAAUGCAGUAUUGUGCUAUUUUAUCGCAGGUUCACAGACAUAAGGAUGCUCUUGAACAAGCUAGAGAAGGUGUCAAAAUCAGUCAUUUGCUAAUAAAUGAUAUGAAGUAAUUAGCAGAAUUUUAUGUCAAGAGGGAAGAAAUAGAGCAAAGCUUUUAGUUGAAUCAUAAUAAAAGUAAUGGCAACAUUUCUCGAAAUGGAGCGAAAAAUGAAAAUGAUUUCAUUUACAGCUCUUACUAUUCGAACAAUCAUAAUUCAAACAAAAAAGCUAAUAGUAGCAGAAACAGGUCAUUUUCUUAGUUUUUGAGUUAGCAAGAAGCCAAUCAAAGUGAGGAUUUUAGAUCUAAUAAACCACCAGCAGCUUUUCAUAAGAGGCAAGAAUCAUUUCAAAACAACUUGAGUUCAUUCUAUUCAGUUAAUUAUCUUGAAGAAUCUAUGUCAUAUCUUGAAAGAACAGCUAAAAAACUAAUUCCAAUCUUAGUAAAUCUGAAGAAAAAGAUGAUUCCUGAGAAAAAUAUGAAAAAUGCUAACUCUGCUUAAACUAAUUAAACUAAAACCAAAUUAUAAUCAAUAGAUACUUAUAAUGAAGAUGCAAAUUCUGAUAAUGAAAUGGAGAUUAACUUACAAGAAAAUCAAUAAAAUCUUUAAAUCGAUAUGAAAAACAUACUUGGAUAUUUGAAUCAAGGUGAAUGGACAUCUGCUUUAAGUAUAGGAAGUAUCAUGCAACUGUAACCCUUUACAUUAAAAGACUUACUUGAGCAAGGUAAAAAUGAAUUGGAGUUAACUAGAGAUAGCUUUAUCGGUAAAGUAAGUUUCCUGGCAGUUUCUUAUUUCUGUUACUCCACGGAAAUAAGAUUCAUUUUGCAAAUGAAAGAGGAUCCCACUUAUGAUCCGCUAAUUAAAUAAAAAGAAUCUGAGUACUGGCAUGCCAAAUCGCUUGAAAUUGCCUGUACCUUCUUGCCUGGAGAAUGUCCGUUGCUAAAUCACAUUAAUCUGUCCUAUUAAAAACACUUUGCUCCAGUUAAAACUACAAUUAUGGAGGAUGAGCCCAAUAAUGAUGACUUGAUCGUAGUAAAGCCUUUAAAUGGGAUAGAUAAUCCAAAAUUCUAACCUAUCAUUAGGCAAGUUUAGAACAUAGAGAUAGCAAUUACACCUUAUCAGAUGACACCAAUAAAUUAGAUAGCUCAUGAAUUUCUUUCCUAAAUGAUAAGUUUUAACGAUUAUUAAGAGCAACAGAGUCAAUAGUAAAACUCAGUGGGAAUAACUGGGUCAGUAAUGCCCCCAAAAUUUCACUAAAAGUCCAAGUCAGGAGAUAUCACUAAGAAAGCCAAGACUGUGAUUUAAAAGAAGAAUCAGUAGUCUUCGUAUGAUGAGUUGAUUGAUGAGGAUCUCGUAGGUUCCAACAAAAAUCAUGUUAGCGUUGGCUAGUUCGAUGACCAAGACGAAUUAAGAAAAUUCGAGGAGCUUUUUGAUAAGCUGAUAAAAGAAAAUAAGAUUGACAAGCUUGAUUUACUUAGGAAAUUAAAAAUGACCUAAGAUGGAUCAAAUAACUAAAUGCUCGAGGAAGGAGAGUCAAGUCAAUUCAAUGAUUUAUUGUUAGAUGAAUAGAUUUUGGGUGAGGAAAGUCUAGAUGAAGAAUAGAUAGCUAGUGAAGCUAUUCAUCAUAAUAGUAACUAAAAUAACUUGUAUAAGUUUAGAAAUAAGGAGAACAUCAGAAAUGAAAGACCUAAAACAUCCCACUCCAUUCAUAGAGGUGCUAACAAUAACACUAAUAGCAUUGGUGAUCCAGAUUUUAUAGAUUCAGAAAAAGAUAAAAGUUCUCACUAUGAGUAGAGAUAGAGUCAUUCAAAGUAAUAAUUAUAAUAGGUAGAAGAAAAUAAGAAAAAAUCACAGAGGCCAUUAUCAGGGGGUUUGUAGAAAAUAAAACAUGACAGUCAGAGAUCUAGGAUAAACAAAAUGAACCAGAACUUCUCUAUGUAUGAAAAGUAUGGUGGAUCGAAUGGUGGGAACGGGUUAUCCCCAGAAAAGAUGGCAUAGUAUUAAAGCAUGAAGAGUUAAAAUUCUAAUUAAAAUGUAUACUAGCAUAUGUAGCCUCCUAAGUCAGCUUAAUAAAAUAAAUCAUUCGAUAAUAACUCCAAACUAAACUAUCUGAAUAAUAAUUAGAUUACUUCUACACUAAAUCCUAAGUCAAAUUAGGUAUAGCUCCUAGUAAAUGAAAAAAAAGGAGCACUUCAGCAGUAAACUAAUAAUAAUGUCUAAGCUUAUGAUGAGCUUAAAAGAAGACUGCUUAAUGAAUACAAGAAACUUACAACAAAUAAAAAGACAUUUGAUGACUAAGUUAGAGAAAGAUAUAAGAAUCUAAAGUAAAGAGCAGUUUCAGGCAAAAAAUCUGCUGGUGGUUCAAAUUUACAACCCCAAUAACAAGUUGUCCAAACUGUUUCUGCUAAUUAGAUACCAGCAACUGGUUAGCAAUCAUUUAUUGCCUCAUCAGGUACAGGAAAUCUCUCUCCAAAGCAUCACUUAAAUGUCUACAAACCAACUUUCAUAAUAAAUAACAGUUUUGCUAAUGAAAGUGGAAAUCAGGCAAUAGGUAUUGCCACUUCCAAAGAAUUAGAUGUGGUCGAUUAGAUAAGCAAAAAAUACAGACCUUAAUCUAAGGGAGCAAGUAUUUAAAAUUCUACAUCGUAAUAGGUGAUAAUGAGUUCAUCUGCCUCUGCUUCAAGACAGUCUUAGGUUGCUUAAUUUCAUGAUAGACAAGGUAACCAAUACCAAAACUAGCCAAUUAAUGGUAACUAGCAGCUUAUGAAUAUGCUGAUAAAUCCUGAAAAGAAGAGCACAAAUCUUAAUAAUGCAAGCAAAAAGAACAUGAAAUCUCACAAUUUAUCCUAAGGUUAGCAGGAAUUGAACUUCGUAAAAUAAUUUUUGAAUGAAAAGGGAUAGCCAACCUAAACUAAACAACAAUUAUCUCAAAUAUAGAAUUAAAACUUGAGCCCAUUCCCAUAGGGCACCAAUUAAAACAACAGCUUUACUUCUCAAAAUCAAUUCUAAUAUCAGACAUAAUAGCAGUUUUCUAAUAAGCCACUUAUAGCAUAGAUUGAAGCACAGAUGAACAAAAAGUAAGGCAAUACAGCUGCAACAUCUUCAAAUAUUCAUCAAAACUAAAAGAAGCAAGUUAAUCAAAAUCAAAUAUCAACUUCUCAAUAAUAAAUUAUUACAAACACUCCAGCUGGUGGUGCUCCUAAUUCUCAACAAAAACUUGCUGCAUAUGAGAAGCUGAAGAAGAAAUUAAAUUAUCAUGCUAGCAAUUAGCCUAAGUGA